Molecule: messenger RNA, 4907 nt
Organism: Poeciliopsis prolifica (blackstripe livebearer)
Lineage: Eukaryota; Metazoa; Chordata; Actinopteri; Cyprinodontiformes; Poeciliidae
Product: sodium/hydrogen exchanger 6-like
Exons: 17
Coding region: 107-2335 (742 amino acids)
Biological process (GO): regulation of pH; sodium ion transport; proton transmembrane transport
Cellular component (GO): membrane; recycling endosome
Molecular function (GO): sodium:proton antiporter activity
Source: RefSeq, a predicted model, not a curated record
GCUGCGGAAGGAGCUGUCAGUUGCGUUCCACCAACAGAGGCUAUUUCUUCUGCUAAUGCGGCGCUAAUUCAAACAACAAAUGUAAUUUCCGCAACACAGGGCCAAAAUGGGAUUCACACCGAGGCGCUUCAUGGGCUCCAAACCGCCCAAAGUGUCCCUUCUGCUGCCUUUCCUCCUGCCGGUCCUACUCGUCGGUGGCCAAGGCGACGAGAACGCCGCUCUGGAUAAUGUCGUUACCGAGAGGAUGGCCGAGGAGAGCCACCGACAAGAUAGUGCCUAUUUGCUCAUAUUCAUAAUGCUACUGACGCUCACCAUCCUCACCAUAUGGCUCUUCAAGCACCGCCGCUUCAGGUUCCUGCAUGAAACUGGGCUUGCUAUGAUCUACGGUCUCUUGGUGGGAGUGAUCCUGCGCUUUGGCAUUCAUGUGCCCCAAAGCACGAACGACGUGGUUCUGGAAUGUGCCGUCAACGCCAGCCCUGCCACUCUGCUGGUCAACGUCAGCGGAAGGUUCUACGAAUACACGCUUAAGGGGGAAGUGAGCCGGGGAAAAGACCACCAAGUGCAGGAUGAUGAGAUGCUGCGAAAGGUGACCUUUGACCCAGAGGUGUUUUUCAACAUUUUACUGCCUCCCAUAAUCUUCCAUGCAGGUUACAGUCUGAAAAGGAGACAUUUUUUCAGAAACAUUGGCUCCAUCCUGGCCUAUGCUUUCAUGGGAACUGUAAUAUCCUGCUUUGUUAUUGGGCUCAUCAUGUAUGGCUUUGUGUCCUUUAUGAAAGUUGUGGGUCAGCUUGGGGGGGAUUUUUUCUUUACUGACUGCCUCUUUUUUGGGGCCAUCGUCUCGGCAACAGACCCAGUGACCGUUCUGGCAAUCUUCAACGAGCUGAAGGUAGACGUGGAUCUGUACGCUCUGCUGUUUGGGGAGAGCGUUCUCAACGAUGCUGUGGCGAUCGUCCUCUCGUCCGUUCUCCUGCGCUUUGAAAAGCAGAGCAGGCAGGGAGCUGUUCACUCCGCUGGAGAGGACAGCUCAGUUAUGCCUGAGGAGAUUGAAGAAUGGCUGGGAGAAAACCAGACAUUUAUUCCUCGCUCCGUUGUGGCCUACCAGCCUGCGGGGGACAACAGCCACAGCUUCGAAGCCAUGGCUGUGCUGAAAUCCUUCGGCAUCUUCCUGGGUGUCUUCAGUGGAUCUUUUUCUCUUGGUGUGGCUACUGGAGUCAUGACUGCUCUUGUGACAAAGUUUACUAAGCUGAGGGACUUCCCUUUACUGGAGACUGGUUUAUUUUUCCUGAUGUCCUGGAGCACCUUUCUGUUGGCAGAGGCCUGCGGGAUGACAGGUGUUGUGGCGGUGCUGUUCUGUGGGAUCACGCAGGCUCAUUACACCUACAACAAUCUCUCUCGUGAUUCUCAAGACAGGACUAAACAGUUGUUUGAGCUGUUGAACUUCCUGGCAGAAAACUUCAUCUUUUCCUACAUGGGUUUGACGCUCUUCUCCUUUCAGUCGCAUGUUUUUAACCCUCUGUUCAUCAUCGGAGCCUUCUUGGCCGUAUUUCUGGGCAGGGCUGCAAACAUCUACCCCUUAUCCUUCCUGCUCAAUCUAGGCCGCAGAAACAAGAUCGGAAUGAACUUUCAACAUGUUAUGAUGUUUGCAGGUCUGCGUGGGGCGAUGACUUUCGCUCUGUCUAUCCGGGACACAGCCACUUACGCCCGUCAGAUGAUGUUUUCAACCACCCUGCUGAUUGUGUUCUUCACUGUGUGGAUCUGUGGAGGGGGCACUACGCCCAUGCUGUCUUUCAUGAGCAUACCAGUGGGAGUGGAUUCUGAUCAAGAACACUCCAGUUCAGCUGUGUUGGAUGGGUCGCAGAGGAGAAGCACCAAACAUGAGAGCGCCUGGCCCUUCAGGAUCUGGUAUAACUUCGACCACAACUACCUGAAGCCCCUCCUGACUCACAGCGGGCCCCCGCUCACUACUACUCUGCCAGCUUGCUGUGGCCCCCUGGCACGAUGCCUCACCAGUCCACAGGCCUAUGAGAACGAAGGGCCGCUUCGCGACGAUGACUCCGACUUCAUCCUGAACGACGCCAACGUCAGCUCCAUGUACGCCGACGUCACCGUCAGCACCGACGCAUCCGGGUCCCGCACCAUCAACCCCAAGCACUCCAGCGCCGGGUCGUUCAACGAUAGCCGGGAUGGUGAGCGGGACCCGGUGGAGCGAGACGUGGUGAUACGCGGCACGCGGCUUGUCCUGCCGAUGGACGACCCUGCGGAGCCCCCAACAACCGUCACCCUCCCGCCUCCGCCCUCGCCCCCACUCUCCGAACCUCACAGGCACAGACUGUAAGAUGGGAUUUGAUGUUUAUGUUGCAAAAGAAAAAAACAAAUCAAAACAUAGUUCACAUGUAAGAUGAAUCAGUCUUUGAUCUAAUAUUUCAGUGUUGACUGGACCAGCAUUGUGUCUAAGAAGCAGUUGGAAAUCAGUUUCACCAUUUCCGAUAUGAGCCGUGCUUGAUUCAGUUCAACAUGAUGGUAGAAUAUUGUGAUCUUGAUUAUUAUUGCACUACAUGUAGACUAAAAUCCUCAGUCUGCCCUCUACAGGAGGCUUCAAUGUGUGGCUGUCGUCUGAGCUGAUUCAGUUUUACUACUGUGGUCUCUUAAAGCUCCAACUUUCUCUGCGUGUGUUGUUCAACCACUAAAACUGGUGUAAAUGUUGGGAUUUCUGGGGUUAUGUUCCCUCUAAUGAUUUUGUCUCUAUCUAACUAAUUAUUUAUUUUAAAGUUCACAACCACUCAGAAGAUUAUUCACUCUACAUUUGGGAAACAAAUCAUUUUUCCUCUUAACUUCUUCUGUCAGUUUGUUGUAACUUCGUCAAAUGAAGGUUGGGAUUCUCAGCAGAUAAGAAUAGAAAUAUUGUUUAAUGAGACUAUUUGGUACGUACAGUUCAACCAGGAAGUUUACAUUCACUCAUCAUCUGCAUUAUUGUAUUUUAUUUGGAUCUUAAGAUGUAUUUGAACAUUUUUUUUCCAGGGCGGAAUGAUUAUGCAACAAUUAACUUACACUCCCCUUGUUGAUUAUCUUGGAUCAACACGAGGCCUGAACAUAGACAUACACUCUCACUAAUAUUUUGCGUAAUAAUGCAUUUUAGUAAGCUGCAGAAAAACUACUUGCUAUUUAAUUUUAGAUAUCAGUUUGACAUAUCUGACUGGAUAUUUGAUCCCUCUUUUUAUUAGAAGUGGAAAAAAUCAUUUGAAUUGGUUUGUUUUUGAGAAUGUAUUGAACAAUGAAGCACAGUCCUUGAGAUGCAGAGGAAUACGUUGUCAGAAGCUUAAUGUUGGUCAACUUUAUCCAUUUCCAAACCUGUUCUGAUGUCUGCUUUGGAUCAUUUACCUGAGAAAAGUUUGAUAUUCGGACAAGACAAAUAUUGAUCUGCUUAAGUUUAAAUCACUGUACCAUAUUACAAGCAAGGAGUUGGCAGUAUGGUGCUGAGUGUUAGACUUUUGUUUUUCAAACUUGUUGAAUUCACCUGCAUCUGUGAAAGCCCAAAAUGAAUGAUGCUCAUGACGAGUUUAUGUGAACAUCUGAGUGAAGGUCAAAGGAGCAACACCAAGUAAUGCACUUAGAGACAAGUUAUAGCACUGCCCACUUGUUUGAAUCUUGAAUCUUUUUAACUACUGAUUUAUUUAUUUAACAGAAACAUUCUUGAUCUCUAUAAUCAUUUUUUCUACUUAUUAUUUAUUGUGCAGAUUUUCAAUCAUUACUGCCAAGUAGUGAACUCCUUGUUUUCUUAAAAAUAAAUAAAAGCGCACUACAUUUUUCCCACAUGGUAUCUUUUGCAUUGAAGUCUUCUUGAAAGAGGAUGGAAAUAUUUUCUUAUUCCAGGCGUUUGUAUGCUUACCAUACUGUAGCAUAUGCUUUUACUUUUUACUUUCCAGCCAGAUCUUCCCUGAGUGUUUGUUUGUUUGUUUUAAUAUGUGUCAUCAGAUUUUUUAUAAUUAUUAUUAGGGCUAAUGCUUGUUUCUGGGUUUAUGCUUCCAUCUGGUUGAAGUUUCUUAAAAAUGCACAAAAAGAACAACAAAAAAAAAAGUACUGAGCAGGUCUUUGUGAUUUGUUGUCACCAUUGAUGAAAAGAGGCUGGCUGAACUGUUUUGAACUUAAGUGCCUAUUCAGGAACUGUUUUUGUACAUAUUUUGUUUUGCUCAUGUGCAGUAAGAUUAUCCUAUAUGAAUAUCACAUCUUCUGAUUGAUGCCAGAUACUACAGUAUUCCCUGUAUAAUUUAACUAGAGUUUUCCCAUCUGUCUGUGCUUUUACUGUUAAAUCUUUUGUCUGUGAAUCUGAAAGAUUGAAUACUUACAUUUGCAGACAAUAACCUGACUCUUACAGUGUAUGCAUAUUUUUUGAGAAAGCUUCCAAAUGAAGUGACAUGAAAAAAGUCACUAAACUUUCACUGAUAAUGGAUGAAAAAGGAACAAAAGGGAAGGUUUUUUUUACUUUAGUUUAUUCUAUAGUUUAUUCUUUGAAAUCAGUCAAAAGUUUUUGUUGAACUAUAACUCUGUAAGAAUUUUUUUCUUAUUUCUAUUGAAGUGAAAGUUGACUGUGAUGUCAUAAAAAGUGUGUCAUCUGUAAUUCUGCGCAUGUGUUUCUGCUUUCAUUUGGCGGUAUUUUAAUGUGCGUUGAGUUUCUGCAUUUCUCCAUAUGUUCUCUCACAUUUAUCUACUUGGGAGUAUAAAAAAAAACUGGAAGAUAUAAAACUGAAUUUGUGAAAAUAAUUUAUGUUUCUGCUGAUUGUGGAAACUGUAUUUUUGAGUACACAGGUUUUAUUUACUUUUCAAGAAGCAAACUGUAAUCCUGAAGUAAUUGUAUCACCAGUUUAACAUCCUACAGGUGUGGAGACAAAUAAAAUCACAUUUGAAGCUGA